This is a messenger RNA of Dalotia coriaria, 5539 nucleotides long. It is a transcript of the gene aus, whose product is annotated as argus. The record is from RefSeq and is a predicted model, not a curated record. Lineage: Eukaryota; Metazoa; Arthropoda; Insecta; Coleoptera; Staphylinidae. Bases 358 to 2286 code for a protein of 642 amino acids. Gene Ontology annotation, biological process: autophagosome-lysosome fusion. The transcript is spliced from 11 exons.
UUGUGUAUCAGAAUCAUUGGCGUUCUUUGUGUGUAUUUUUUCUCCUGUGUUUGUGCUGUGCUCUUGGGGCAUUGUUGCGAUAGUGACGUCCUCUGCCUUUGGAGAGGAGGUCGAGUGUGCGCUCCGUUGGGGAUGCCGGGUAUGGGAGGCCUUUACCGGGAAAAUUUAUGACGUUGCCGCCACCAGCAAGCUGUGCCGGUAUACAAAAACUCGGGCCCGCGUGAAGAAAGCGCCCGUAGCAGCAGCAGAUCAAUAAACAACAAAGGACGCCAAGGAUAAACAGGAAAAUGUGAAAGAGGGACGCAGCACUGAGAGGAAGAAAGGCUUGUUGAGUGUGGUGUGCUAAGCAUACGUACCAUGGAUGUCCGGUGGCUGUCGUGGCGCAACCAUCAUUGCUAUCAAUAUCAGAGAUGUCACAAUCGACGCAGUCGCUUUGGCUAUCACCGUUGGCUGCUGUUUAUCACACUAUUGCUUUGUCUUCUCAUCACGGACACUGCCACAUUUAAACAAUCAGGAGGGUGCUAUUUCCCGGAGCGAUGGGAGGGCACGUGGUUUCAGUCCGGCGUGCGACAGCCGAUCACCAUCAAGGAGUCUCGAUUGAGCAGCAAAGGGCGUUGUCUACAUUCCGAGGGAGACAAAUUCAUCGUUGUGGACGAUAAAAAAGUGUGUUACCGAUGCGUCGUCAUUCAUGAGAAGCACGCAAACGUCCUGCAAUACAAAGAAACAUUUUGUCAAGGACGUGAGGCUGUCUCUUCGUUGUGUUCGUUAAUCACAGGCGAUGCGUUGUUAUAUUCGAUGUUCAGAGAAAAUGCGCUGGCGGUGCCGUGUCCUUUUCAUGGCGCUUUUGCGUUUACCUAUAAUCGUGGUCAUGGCGAGUGUAAGUCACCUGUGUCUAAUAUUGACAACUGCAUCGAGGAUAGUCGGUUAUUGUUGAGCUAUCAAGCUUGUCCGGAUGUCUACGGCUCGGAAAGUGCUGUUGAAGAAUUAGAAUGUCUUGCAACGUGGAAAGAGGGCAGUUCGCGUUAUCUCGUCGGGAAAGUACACCAUAACCACGCCAGUUCAAACGAAGAUCGUUUCCGAUGUUUCGUAUACGAAAAAGCAUCAGCGUCGUCAGAGGCAAUGGACGGCGUCGAAUAUCGAAUCGCCCAGUCGGGUGAUGCGACCUGCAAUGGCCUCUUCAGCGCUAGCGAAGGUAGUCGAACGAUGACACUGAAAAAAGCGCCGUCAUUGAAUAAGUGCCGUUUUCCACAAUGGAUAUCAGCGCAUAAUUACUGGCACACGCUGGAUUAUUCCUCAACGUACACAUUUCAUCAUCGCAACAGCACGCUGCACGUCGUCAGCACAAGUGGCGAACGGCAAGAGAUGAAAAUCGUGUGUUCGAUGCUGAAGCACAGCGGGGACAACUGGGUGAUGCUAUUGACGCACUUCACCACCGGAUGCCAGAGCGGCUUCGCCUGCAUGACGUUCUAUCGACGGGACGCCGACGUGAUCGAGGUGCAGACGGGUGCUCACACCAAACGAUCGGAGGAUGCCUGCUCGUCGAAUUACUUCAAUCGAACGACGCUACCGUACAUCACGCUCGUCACGAAUAGCCCCGAGCCACGCAAAUGUCCGUACAUGGGCAAGUUCAAUGUGAAUAAUAUAAUUCGCAACGAGCGGCCGCAGCGCUCGCUGAAAAUCGCACACCGGCCGAAUUUAUACUAUCAGGACGACGAUGAUGACGACAAUGAGGAGGAGGAUGAAGAGGAGCAGCUGCGACGUUUGGAAUCGAUGCGGUUCGAUGUUUCAGCGCGACGUAUCAAACGCGUGAACAAACGUGAGCAGCCCGAUGUCGGCGAUUGUGAUAAUCCCAGUUUCUCGCAACUCAUCAUCGGAUGUAAUUCGGUCGACACGAUGGAGUUCCGUGCUGAUUGCGUAUCCUCUGAUUAUAUAUCAACGUAUUCGUGUCACGGCCGAUGGGAGGAAAACGGCACAAGUUAUCUAAUAACAACCCCGCUCAGCCGGGCGUCGCACAGCGCCCGCACCUACUGCUUCAUCUACAAGGAAGCAAGAGGCACCGAUGUGGUGAUGUUCUCCACCUCUAACGACAGUUGCGAUCGCCGUGUGCGGCCGGGAAUAACCGGCGAGCUCGUCUUCAAUGUUUCCUCUAUAGGUAAAUGUCUGGAAGCAAUCUCCCAUAGCAAUAAGUCAUCAUUCAGCGUUUCACUUAUCCUCGUUCUAUCGUCUUUAUUAAUUCUGCAUAAAUUACUAACAUGUCGGUGGUGCGCAAUCACCACCCCGAGAUGAUCAUAAUCUGGAACAUUAUCAGCAGCACUGUGAGGAUAAAUGUCGAAUUGGAACGUGAAGUGACGUGACUAAAACCGAAACGAAGCAAUCAGGUUGUACUUGUUAUUAAUCGAGAAAUAAAAAUAUGUAAUAUUGAUACACACAAAUUUUAAGUAAACAAAAAGCAUUAUGAUACAUGAUUAAUACAAGCAGCAGUGAUUCAUUAGUUAUAUAUUAUCAGUACACGUAUUUUAUUACAAAUAACAAUUUUAAAUCCACACAUAAGAAAUAUAAGAAUGGUGGAAGAAGAUAAGAGGUGAGAAGGGGAUAGUGGUGAAGGUAGUUUGAUAUUGGCAAUGUGCAAACAAGGUUGUGCGUUUGUGCAUCAUGAAAACGUGGAGUGUAAAGUAAUAUCUCUCUUUAAUAAGUCGUUAAGUCAGAAAUCUGUGAUUAACUCUUUGAUAAUCUUAAUUGUCCACUGCAAACUAAACAUAAAUCACACUCACUAUUUGAAUUAACAAAACUUAGCAUCUCUAACCUUAAACUACAUUAAAUCGUCAAUCAACAUCUUGAUAAAUAAACAUAGAAUACUAGUAUCUAUCAAUAUAACUUAUCUAGUGCAGAAAAAUUGAUUAUAGUCGUCGAAGAAAAGAGAAAUUGAACGGGUUCACAUUGGAAAUGAAAAGUAAUGGUUAUUUUACAUAUCAGUAAUGGGCAAUAAUUAAAAAUUAGUCAAAAAGAUGAUUUAGAGUGCUUAGAAGUGAAUAAAUUCGUUGCUAGAGACGACUAUGAUCAUGAUUCUAGGCAUUUUCUUAAUACAAAUGAACAUUCAGUUAGUUGCACACAAGUUUCAUAACAAGUCUAAGUGGGUUACUACGAUUGAAUGUAGAUGGCGCUAGCUGUAUGGUUUUGAGGAACGAACAUUAUCUGCUUAGCACAUGGCUCAAACUGUGAUUUUUCAACUUGUCCCAAGCGUAAGAUCAGUUAUUGGGUAUGUACAAUUAAAAACCUAUAUAUUAACUAAAUCAGUCUUUUCUAAUGAACUUGAUACAUCUUAAACAAUACAAAUAAACAUGUAGCGAACAUAGACAUUAUUUAUAAAACGAAUAUUAAUCAGUUUCAAGCAAGUACCUAAUAGCAAUUUACACUAACCUCAAUCGAAUCACUUAUAGGACAGUUAAUUGAUUACUACUACACUAUUCUCAAUUGUUUUUAAAUUGUUUUUAAAAAAAAAUACUGGUGAUAUUUACUAGAUAGUGUACGAAAGCAAUACAUUUUCAAAACUACCUUUAUUAUUUCCGUAAUAAAUCUUUAGUUUUUGAAUGAACAUAACGUUUGCAUUUACGACAAUAGAAUACAUUCACUUUUCAUAUUUCAAAUCCGAUGAAAACAACAGUUUCGGUUUGUUCGUAGCGAAUUUCUUCACAAAGAAAUGAAUAAAAUAUCGUAAGCAAUAAAACAAAUUAAAGAGAGGAUAUUUCAAACAUUAAAGUAAAUUAGCGUUAAGGAUUUUUGUAAAAAUUAGUUUAAAGACACUGCAAACUGAGAAGAGAAAAUCUGACUUUGAUAUUGUGGAAUUUCUAAAUGAAGCCGAGAAAUUUAUGAAGAGUUGUGUAAAGAUAUUAUUGAUAUGUCACUUGUAGUAUUUAAAAAUGAUUUUAGUCACUAGUUGAUAUUAAGAUAUCACUACCAUAGACAUAGCUUAGCUAUAAUAAACUAGAAACUAAUGAAGUAAGCAUUGAAUAUCAACUUAUUUGUGAAUUACCAACACUGUAAUUGUAUUUGUACAUAGGUAUAUUAAAAUCACCUUAGGUUAUUUGUCUUCCCCGAGAAAAACACAUAGAAAAUUUAAGUCUGCCGCUACAAAAAUUCAGUUUCGACGCAUUCGAAAACAGUGUUUGUAAAUGUUGAUAAGAGCAGUAUACUUUGAUUUUGAUUUGUGCUGCGAUUGUUAUUGUUUUUGGAGAUACUUUGUUAUAAAUUACUUGAUAUUUUAUUAGUGGGGUAUGUUGACUAGUGAGUUGUGCACAAUGAAAAAGGAAAAGUACAAAUAAAGUGCAAUGUUUGAAAUAAAAUCGGUUCAACGUUCUUAUUGACAUUUACAAGACAAGUAAUAAUAUGAUACAAUAGCUAACAAAACGCAUAACGUAUUGCCAUGCAAUGUAAAAUAACAUAAAAUUACAAGUAAUCUGCGAAUUGCAAUCAUGACAUUGUAAAUUUAACCUCACAGGAAAAAUAUUAUCAAAACAAUAACAUCAAAUGUUCAUUUGAAACACUCUCAUUCAUCAACUAUGUAUACCCAUGGUAUAUUUAUGGGAAAGUAUAACAUGAAAUCAUAAUUGGCAAGAAUAAAAAUAAUGUAGAUACUAAAAAUUGUAAUGAUGGUUGUGACCAUUUCGUUUCGAGCGAUAAUACGUAUAUUUUACUGUUACCCGGUAGGCAAGACUUAUCUAAAAAAGCAAUAAUUUCACACACACUGCACGUACGCAACCUAAAACGACCGUUUGGAGUCAAAGAAGUAUAAAAACGUAAGACAUACGCAUGCAUAACACUCGGUACGUACAUAUUAUGAACAUUUUAUAGAAUAUUUAAUAUUUAAACGAAUAAGCGAAUUUGAAUGUAGAUAUUUUAGUAUUUAAUUGUGUACUGAGACGCUACAAAUGCUCUUCAUGUAGUCGACUCAAAAAGGAAAGGAUUUACAUACAUUGUAUGCAACUUAAAACUUGUAAAAUUUGUUUUCGAACGGAACGAAAAUGACGAAAAGGACAUUUUUACAGAUGAAAUGAUGAAAAAAAGAUGGCAUUUUAAUGUUAUCAUCUAGCAUAAUAAGAAAAUAACAAGUUACGAUUACAGUUAAAGUAAAAAUUACUUAAAUUACGGAUAACAAAUUAGAAUGAAUGAAAGUUCGGUGCCUUGGAUGUUUUGUUUAUUAAUAUGUAAAGUAAUGAUUAAAGAUUGAUUGAUAUAAACUAAAUAAAGAUAGCGUGGACAUGAAGAUGGCGGAUAUGAUGGAAAUAUCACUGGGUCUGAGAUAAACUGUAUGAUAAAUAUUAAUGAAACAGAUACAAUGUUCGUAUUAUGUAUUCAUACUUAAACUUAGAACAAAUACGUAAGGUUACAAUCGGAGUGAAGAAAAUUGUGAAGAAUAUGCGAAGAGAAUCACGGACAACAGAUUGAGAAACAUAAAUUUGAUGAAUUAAUAAAUAAUAAAACGAAAUGUUGUAAUAUCUGUACAUUUAAACAAGAUGAUAAUAAAAACAUCAACUAAAAGACA